AUGUGUGAACCAGGGAAGGACAGUGACAGUACUGGGACAUGGACGGAAAAGGACAGUGCUAUAUGCGAGUUAACAUACAUAGCAUUAGAUUUUAAACAUGAUAUCGAGCGCGUGAUAGCAAACGUGACUGAGGGAAUUACGCAGACUGAAGUAGAUGAGGACGCGAAAAUGAAGUCAUACAUUAAAUGUUUCCUAGUGAAUGUAUUUAUGAAAAAAAUAAUGGGCAAAACAUGUUUACAGACACCUGGUGCACAACUAGCAUUUGAUUUAGCCCAUGGGACAUUGAAGGAAUUAGGACAAGUGGAGGUUGGUAAUAUUUCAUGUGAACGGGAGGAUGCAGGGGAGGGAGGUGUGAGGGGAGUAAACGCGAGAGAUAGAACUUUCUGGGAAAUAAUGGAAAGAUGGUUUACUAGGAAUAUGCAGAAAAUAAAUGAUGGGGACACAGGAAUAUUGGGGGAAGGUUGCAUGGUACAAAAACAAGCCACAAAGGGCGGAAAGGAUGAACACGUGGGUGAGUUGAAGAGGACAGAUGCAGAAAAGGUAAAAGACACAGUGAAAGCAGACAUAAGGAAUGUGAACAAGGAGAUAGACGAAAACGUGUCGAAAAUAUUGCAAGGAAUUGGAGAUUGUAAGCAUGGGGCAACCGAUUGUAUAAGGCAGUUCUUGGAGAAAGAACAGGAGGAAGCAAAGAAGAACUAUGAAUCCCCUCCGGAAACUGAGGACGUCCACGGGAAGCCACCGGCCGUACAGACACCAGUACCACCAUCAACACCAUCACAACCAGGCGGGUCACACCAGGAUAUCGUAAGUGUGGCCGCCACCAAGGACGCAACACAAAAGGAACCGACAGGACAAACGGAAGAAGAGGAAACAAAAGCAACAACACCAGAAGCAGGUGACGACACGGGACCAGCUCAACCAGCAGGACCAGCAUCAACACCGGCACCCGCAGAAGGCAAUACGGGCAAAGACUCACGUCCGGGGUCUAUUCAUGCGACGACGUCAACAUGUGGGACCACCACAUACACUGAGACUACGGAGACAAAUGGGAGUAAAGCCACCAUUACAAUCACUACCGUGGAUUCCCCAUCCACUGGAUGCUCCGGAAGUGGUACCCCAGGUAGUGAGUCCGAUGAGAACAAAGACCGAGAGAACAAAAAAAACAAAAGACACCACAUUUCCGGAGAGACAACACGGAGAGACAACACGCAGAGACACCACGGAGCCCGCGACAGCGCCGUCGAAUGUGAAUGA
Molecule: messenger RNA, 1254 nt
Organism: Plasmodium fragile
Lineage: Eukaryota; Apicomplexa; Aconoidasida; Haemosporida; Plasmodiidae
Exons: 3
Coding region: 1-1254 (417 amino acids)
Source: RefSeq, a predicted model, not a curated record